AUGGGAGUUGUAGUGUCUGGGUGAACACCGUCGUUUUCCUGGUUACGUCACAUGUUUUUGUGGUUAGCGGGCUAGCCUAGCUGAGCAGAGCUUUGGAGACAUCCUCAGUAAAUACAGAGCCCUUUGCUUAGAGGAGAGCCAGCGUGCAACAUGUCGUACGUCUUUGUAAACGAUUCUCUUCAGACCACCAUGCCUCUGCUGCAGGCCUGUAUUGAUGGUGACUUGGGCUUCACCAAGCGCCUCUUGGAGUCUGGCUUCGAUCCCAAUGCUCGAGACUGCCGUGGACGGACUGGACUGCACCUGGCUGCAGCUCGGGGCAAUGUGGAUAUUUGUCGUCUGCUCCAUAAAUUUGGAGCUGACCUCCUAGCCACUGAUGCACAGGGAAAUACUGCCCUGCAUAUGUGUGGCCAUGUUGACACCAUCCAGUUUCUGGUGUCCAAUGGACUCAAGAUCGAUAUCUGUAAUCACAAUGGAGCAACUCCACUGGUGCUGGCCAAGAGGCGUGGUGUGAACAAAGAUGCGCUUCGUCUGCUGGAGGGGCUGGAGGAGCAGGAGGUGAAGGGCUUCAACCGCAGCUCCCAUUCCAGCUUAGAGAAGAUGCACAUUGCAGAGAAUGAGAGUGCCAUGGAAAGCCACUCGCUCCUGAACCCCCAUGCAUACGACGGCGAUGGGGUGCUUUCAAGUUUCCGCACUACAUGGCAGGAGUUUGUGGAGGACCUUGGCUUCUGGAGGGUUCUGCUGCUCUUACUGGUCAUUGCGCUGCUUUCAUUGGGCAUUGCUUACUAUGUCAGUGGAGUCUUGCCUUUUACUUCUAACCAACUGGAACUGGUGCAUUAAUAUCCCCUAAGCAGUAUUGAGUUAAUGCAUACCUAUGACGUUGACUGAAUUGGUUAUUCAUUUCAAGGAACUUCUCAAAACAUUAACCCCAAGUUGUGCAAAUGCCUUUAUAAUUAUUUUAUUGUUUAAAAAUUGUAAAUCUUUGUAAAUAUAAGAGAGUCUGAUGUCCAAGUGCAACAAAGCUGUUACCUUGUGUUGCUACUAUAUUGCACUCAUUCCAAGUAAUGUUUAAAGUUAAUAUCUAACAUGUAAAAGGAUGCAACUCUUUGCAUUUUCACACGUGUCUGUUUUUCUGUCCAAUGCUUGUAAAAAAAUGUAAAUGAUCAUGAAAAUGUUUUUUUCUGAACGUAUUUACAAUGUGUUAUUCAGCUGGUAAAGUCACAGUUUUGCUUUGUAUUAUACACAUUUCUGAAUUUACCACA
Astyanax mexicanus (Mexican tetra) is the source of this 1259-nucleotide messenger RNA. It is a transcript of the gene ankrd46a, whose product is annotated as ankyrin repeat domain 46a. NCBI's taxonomy places the organism in Eukaryota, Metazoa, Chordata, Actinopteri, Characiformes, Acestrorhamphidae. The transcript has 4 exons. The record is from RefSeq and is a predicted model, not a curated record. Bases 151 to 837 code for a protein of 228 amino acids. Gene Ontology annotation, molecular function: protein binding.